This is a messenger RNA of Xyrichtys novacula (pearly razorfish), 4730 nucleotides long. Lineage: Eukaryota; Metazoa; Chordata; Actinopteri; Labriformes; Labridae. The record is from the annotation of a GenBank genome assembly.
GUUCUUGAACACAACCUCAACUACGCUACAUUUCGAACUGCAUUGUGGGAUUGGAUGCCGGUGGAAAGCUUCUCGAAGGAACUGCCAAGAUGAUGGUGAGCGAGUUAGCCUUCAUUUCUCAAAUACAUACAUGUAAUCCGUGUCCAUCCUGCUCUUUAUCAGCAUGCAUGUGCAUCGGAACUACUUAUUGUUUAGAGUAGUACUCUUUGUUGGUCGCGAGAAGCAAUUAGAUGGUGAAAAAUAGUUUUAGAAGUGUUUUAUUUGAGCGAGACCGUGCUAGCAUCCUCGGCUUUACCGGCAUCAAUGGGCGUAUACGAUGCAAUCUGUGAUGGAAACCAAUUAUGUUAGCAGUCAGUUAUAACAGAUUUUCUUCCUUGUGAAGCUUUUUCUUUGACUCUUUUACAAAGUAUAUGUCAGGAAUAAACUGUUGCAGCAGCAUGAGUUUGUACUGCUUUGUCAUCCGGUUGUCAUCAUGUUAGCCUCUGUAUGCUAUCACCCUCUUUGUAUGAGGGGCUCCGUUAGCUUAAGUGUCUGUGUGAAAUAGUCCAACCUCUGAAGAGCUGAACAGCUUAAUAAUAAACUUAUACUGACUGUUGGUUUCUCAGUGUUUGAAUUGGCCUAAAUUAGAUGGCACUGAUUGACUGAAUAUUAUUAAAAGGAGAGGGUCUUGUGUACAUCGAGUGACCAGCAUGCAGGUUACAUGAUGAGAAGUGGUAAUGAACAAUACUGCUGCAUCAAGCUGUCAUAACUUGUGGUUCUACGAUGUUUAGUAUUAAAAGAAGGCUGUAGACAGAUGGCCAGCUCUCGACUGUCACUCAGCUGUCUGUCUGAUCUAAACAAAAGCAUCACAAUAAUUAUCUACUGCAGUGAUUCUCAACUGGUCUCACUCAGGGACCCACAUUUUCCCAUGGUCCUUAAGUCACGACCCACUUUUAUAUAAAAAUAAUAUUAAUAAAAAAACCUUUUAAAGACUCUUAUCUUUUAACAUAAAUCCACUUGUUUUGUUGAGUAAAGUGCAUUUCAGAGCACAUGAAGGGGAAAACAUGAGGACGAUAACUACUGAAGUUUUGUGUCACAGGUGUAACCUUACAAUUGGUUUUACAUUGUUAAUAAAUUUGACUUAUUUAAAAUUGAAAGAAAAAAAUCUGUUAUGUUAUUGUUUAUCUUGAAAAAUAGUGUCUGAUAGGAUCAAUUCCUCCUUAGUUUGUUGUCAUGAAUUGAUUGUGAUUGAUUUCUGCAGUUUGCUCAAUGUGCCUGUAUACAUGAAACUUAAAAUUGCUCAAGGGUGUGAUAAACCACAACAAGGAACUUUUGCAUUUUAGAAUAUUAUAGUGGUAGUUUUCACUUGUUCAUAUCUCUCCGGUAUGUCUGAUCAUUUCAGUUCACCAACUUUUUUCCCUGAUCAUGUUUCUAGUGUAAAUUUCCAAUCAUUUCUUUCCUCAUUCUAGCCCACACCGGUUAUCCUGCUGAAGGAGGGGACGGACACGUCUCAGGGCAUUCCUCAGCUCAUCAGUAACAUCAAUGCCUGCCAGGUCAGAAAAAAUAUCUUCAUCUCUUUCUGUUUGUAAAUUUUAAGAUAUUUUUGAAGCUCGUCUAAUUAUAUACCUGAAAUUUAUUUUCCAGGUGAUUGCUGAGGCUGUCAGGACCACCCUGGGACCCAGGGGCAUGGACAAACUGAUGGUGGAUGGCAGAGGUGAGUAUAGAGAGGGAUAGAUGGGGAUUAGAGGAAUAGAUAAUAGGAUGAUUUUGAAUUUCACUAACAUGACUGUGUUUUCUAGGCAAGGCCACAAUCUCCAAUGAUGGAGCCACCAUCCUGAAGCUUCUGGAUGUGGUUCACCCUGCAGCCAAGACUCUUGUGGAUAUCGCUCGCUCUCAGGAUGCUGAGGUUAGAAGCGUGCUUCUGUUUUGCUAUUUGGAUGUUUCGUUUCAGUUAAAAUCUUCAAGAGAAAAAUCGACGUCAUUGUCAAAUCAUCUAAUUUGUCUGUUUUCUUGAUUAGGUCGGGGAUGGAACCACGUCUGUCACUCUCCUGGCUGCAGAAUUCCUGAAGCAGUUGAAGUCGUAUGUGGAGGAGGGUCUCCACCCACAGACCAUCAUCAGAGCAUUCCGCAGCGCCACCAACCUCGCCGUCAGCAAGAUAAAGGACAUCGCUGUCUCCGUGAAGAAAGACGACAAGCAGUGAGUGUCAACUCCCACAGCAGCUUCUUCGCAUUUUAGAUCUGAGCCACUGAAGGAAUAUUAACGUUUUUAAUGAUCACGCUCUUUUCUCUGUCUUAUAAGGGAGCAGAGGCAGCUGUUGGAGAAGUGUGCAGCUACAGCUCUGAACUCCAAGCUGAUCGCAGGUCAGAAAGAGUUCUUCUCCAAAAUGGUGGUGGACGCUGUCAUGCUCCUCGACGAGCUGCUGUCCUUAAAGAUGAUUGGUAUCAAGAAGGUCCAGGGAGGAGCUCUUGAGGUUGGUACAUGUUUCCUACAGUCCUUCUACUUAUCCUCUGACUUAGGCAAAGAUGGAUGGAUUUCAUGUGUUUCAUCGAUGUGAGAUUCCAACACUUUCUGUGUUUUAAACUUCACAGGAGUCCCAGUUGAUCUCCGGGGUUGCCUUCAAGAAAACCUUUUCCUACGCAGGAUUUGAGAUGCAGCCCAAACGCUACGAGAACCCGAAGAUCGCUUUGCUCAACGUGGAGCUGGAGCUCAAGGCGGAGAAGGAUAACGCUGAAGUCCGUGUGAAAUGUGUAGAGGUAUGAAGAAAUCUAAAAAAGUGGCAAAAGUGUCUCUUUCUUGCAACCUCAAUUUUUAACCCCGUCCCCUUUCAUCUGCAGGACUACCAAGCCAUCGUGGACGCAGAGUGGAACAUCCUGUACGAUAAACUGGAGAAGAUCUACCAGUCAGGAGCCAAGGUGGUUUUGUCCAAGUUACCCAUCGGAGACGUGGCCACCCAGUACUUCGCCGACAGAGACUUGUUCUGUGCUGGCAGGGUACAGGAGGAGGAUCUGAAGAGGACCAUGAUGGUAGGACAGAGAAGUCGAUCUGAAUGAUAGGAAAACCUUUGAGACGAGCAGUACGUAUCAGGAUUCGAUAAACCUCUGUGUGUUAUUUGACCCUCAGGCCUGCGGCGGCUCCAUCCAGACCUCAGUGGGUGCCAUGACAGAUGACGUCCUGGGACAGUGCGAACUCUUCGAAGAGGUCCAGGUUGGAGGAGAAAGGUAUGGAGGACCAGUUCAAAUCACCAGAUCAAGAUUCUCAGAGGAAAUUGUCCGUCACUGGCUUCUCUAACCCGCCGUUUGUUUGUCCUCGCAGAUAUAAUUUCUUCAGAGGCUGUCCGAAGGCGAAGACGUGCACCAUCAUCCUGAGAGGAGGGGCAGAACAGUUCACAGAGGAGACAGAGCGAUCACUGCACGAUGCCAUCAUGAUCGUACGCAGAGCCAUCAAGGUCAGUUGAGAAGGGAGCGGACGUUUGCCUGUUUUCAUGGUGUGUGAAAAGGUUGUUAUGGCAUAUGAUCAAACCAGGAUUUCAGAUGUUUCAUCUUUAGUAAAGUGACUCAUGUCAGGGGUUAAAGAAAUAUUCCAAAUAUCAGAUUCUCUUUCCUCUGAAUAACUCGGCCCAUCUUUUGACUAUUUUGACUAUUUGAUGUAUUCCCAGAAUGAUUCCAUCGUAGCAGGCGGAGGAGCCAUCGAGAUGGAGCUGUCCAAGUACCUGCGCGAUUACUCCAGAACAAUCCCAGGAAAACAGCAGCUGCUGAUCGGAGCGUACGCCAAGGCCUUAGAGGUCAUCCCCAGACAGCUGUGUGACAACGCCGGCUUCGAUGCCACCAACAUCCUGAACAAACUGCGCGCAAAACAUGCCCAGGUAGGGAAAAAAGAUUUUUAUUUCAGAUUGAUUUUUCUAAAGGAGAGAAAUUAGGUCUGAUUCUGUUUGUCAUCUCGCUGCAGGGCGGUAUGUGGUACGGAGUGGACAUCAACAAUGAAGACAUCGCAGACAACUUUGUCAGCUGUGUGUGGGAGCCCUCCAUUGUGCGGAUAAACGCUCUGACGGCAGCAUCAGAGGCAGCCUGCCUCAUCCUGUCAGUGGAUGAAACGAUCAAAAACCCACGCAGCUCCGUCGACGGUCCUCCAGGUGGCGCCGGCCGGGGCCGAGGAAGAGGCAGACCUCACGCACACUGAUCAGAAGCAGCAACAUAAUCCCAUUUUAAACUGGUAUUGAAAUCCAGAUGCAGCUAGAAGUUUGAAUCCCCAGUACCAAUCCAGUUAAGAGUUAAUACAGAUACAGGAAAGAGUUGAAAGAGCUCUACACGUUUGGAUUUAAACUCUAGAUAAAACAGAACAUUUCAAAUACUUAAAAGUAGUUAAUAAAAGGAGGACAAGGUAGAGCCCAUCUUUCAAAUUCAAGACAAAUUAUUUGAUUGUUUUUUAGAUGGUUGACACUAUUGUUUUCUACGUUUCCCCAGUAGACAGUAACACCUGUUUUCCUUUUAUUAGCUUUUUCACUGAUGAUCGAUAUCCGACAUUGCCAGUCCUUCACUUGGCUUUGAAACACACUCUCGUCCCCUCCAUGCUGGCCCUCGACGAGCUCUUCAACAUAUUUCUAAAUGGGUUUUGUUGAUGUUACUGAUUGAAAUGUAACGGGAACGUAAAGCACUGAUGGGAUGCCGGGCAGUUCCGAACCAGUCACUUGUUGUUCUGUGUGAGACUAUUUAUUGGACCAUUCUUAUCAAUAAACUCACCGCUGAAAUCAGAC